UCGAAUGACGUCAACGCCCAUUCAUAAAGUUAUUAUUGAAUCGCAGAGCGAUAUGUAACGCAUAUUAUAUCUGCUUAAAACUCAUAGUUUUGCGCACUGAGUUGUCAUUGAAUAGAUCCAAGACAGUGUCCGACAUGCGCCAGUUGAAAUAGCCGCCACUUGUUGAAGACGUGCACUGAGCGGGGCUGCUGCGCCGGCGCACGCCGUGCAGCGCGGGCCGGCAGCGCGCGGGUCCGGCUGCGGGGCGACGAGAUACUCCCCGACGCGUUUUAUUAGCAAGCCGUGUUUUAUUUUUAUAGACGGUCAGAAGGCGAACAGUGGUUCAGCGGUGUGUGGUGUAAUAGAGCAUAAGUGGCGCAGCGGGCGCGCUAAGCGUUGGCGUCGUGCCCGAGCGCGCGCCAGUCCCCGGAGCGCCGGCUCCACCGCCGCCUGCCCGCCGCCGCCCGCCGCACCCGCCCUAGUGCGUGCUACCCGCCCGGAGCUGCGCGACCUACUGCAGCCGCGAUCCUCCACAGACCAGCCUGCAUUCAGAGCUUUCGACGCGACACAGAAUAUACUAAUACUGAUAAAAGCGAGUUAGUGUUUACGCGCCUAGAAAGUCUGAGAAUUAGUAGCGAGUUCAGAGGAGCCGAUUUAGGUCGCCCGGUUCAGUGCUAGCAGCGAGAUAUUUUUAUUGCCACUGUUGGGUGCAGACGUACGAGCGCCUGAACACGUUGCUGGUUAAAUAAUUUAUUAUUUAUAGAGUAAAAUCGUAAAGUUCAUUCCAUAAACAUUUGCGUGUGUAUGUGGUUAUUCCUAGUUCCCUUUAUUUCGGGUGCAAUCUUGUGUUCCGAGACGUGGCAUUGACUGCGUAUGAGAGGAGGAAUGUGACGAACUGUUUAGCUGAUAAAACGGCAUUUAGGUGAAAUCUUUGACAUUUGUUAAGUGCAUUUGAGUGUGGUGUUAGUGUGAGAAUGCAUCACUUGUAUCCUCUGGCGAAGGGCGACCCGCUGUGCCCGCUCGGCUUCCACCCGCAAGUGCGGUGGCCGACGCGCUGCAAGCGCUGCUUCCGCGACUACAAGGAGCACGGCGGGGUGCGCAAGAAGGAAGAUGACUUCACAGUAUCUACACCAGCCCUCUCCACUUGGAACACACCGUCGUCACGGAGUCGUGAUGAGGAUAAUGGCGUGGAAGUGGAGAAGGUGGGGCGAGGCUGGGCGUCCAGUACGAACCUCAGCUCCAUUGACCCUCCCAAGAAAGACGCCUUCUCCACGGGGUUCAAUAGAACCAGUGCAUCGUGGACGUCGACGCCGGACCUGGGGACCAACGAGACCGAGAGCACGAACGCGGUCACCGUCAGCCUGAAAUUGCCCAAGAGGAAGCUCACAGGACCAAUACCUUCCUUGGAUACGGGGCAGAAUAAUACUGCUGACACGGUGACACUGCGACGACCGUCGCCGUCUCCUCCGCCGUCGACCGCGGCGCAGACACAAAUUACUAUAAACAAAAACGACUCGCUAGCUGAACGCGUGCGAAAGAUGCAGUUAAUCAAGUCUCAAAAUAGUUUUGAAAAGGAAUCAAGUAUAGAAAAAGAGAGAGAAAGGAGAAGUUUGUCUAGAAGUAAAGAAGUAUAUCAGGAAGAAAAGCCUGCGAAGCCAAAAGAGACCAAGAGAGAAGUUAAAGAAGACAAAGUUUCGACGAGGGAUGAUGUUAAUUUUAUGAUGCAGGUAAAGAGUUCUCGCAACUCAUCAACGAGUUCAAAACCUCCUGUGCGAGGCGGGCCCUCGCGAGAUAAGGAGGAGUCGGAUGACGACACUAGCACGGCUGGUACUGUCACCACCGAGACCACACUUAUCGAUGUCAACGUUAAGGAAUAUCAGGAGCAAAUAGAGAGCUUGAAACAAGAAAUGGAUACUUUAAGGAAGCGAUGCGAGAGAGUUGAAAAGGAAAAGAGCGACAUUUUGUUGCGUAGACUAGCGAAUAUAGACUCUGUGAACAAGUACAGUAGUGGCCGGUCAUCCGAAGUGCUAAAACUGCAGCAAAAGGUCAAUGAGCUCACAGGGCAGAACGAGGACCUGAGAGACGAGAAGAAACACCUCUCGCUUAAGAUCAGAGAGAUUGAAAGUGAACUUGAGUCUCGACCAUCAGUAGAAGCCCAAACCCGUCAGAUAGAACAGCUUCGUGCCAAGCUAGUGGCUGCGGAGACCUUGUGCGAGGAGCUGAUGGACGAGAACGAGGACAUGAAGAAGGAACUGCGAGACCUCGAGGAGGAAAUCGAGGAGAUGCAGGAUAACUUCAGGGAAGAUCAAGCAGACGAGUACUCGUCACUCAGAAGAGAGUUGGAGCAGACCAUAAAGAAUUGUAGAGUUUUAUCAUUUAAGUUAAAAAAGACUGAACGGAAAGCUGAGCAGCUGGAACAGGAGAAAGCUGAACACGAGAAGAAACUUUUAGAGAUAGUAGGCGGUCAAGAGGGUUUGAAACGAGAGAAUCGUAUCAAGGAACUGGAGCAAGACGUAGCGCGGUCUACCGAGGUGGCCUUGAGGCUGCAGCGAGAGCUGGCCGAGGCCAACACCAAGCUAGCGGCCGCGUCCGGCGCGCCACCAGCUAACCUGAAGAAGAGCCAACUUACUGAUGGGAAAGUUUCUCGAUCUUCGUUGACCCGCGGUGGAAGCCAGGAGGACCCGGCACAACUACUGCGGGACCUUCAAGACUCCCUGGAGCGCGAGGCUGACCUUCGAGAACAGUUGCGUAACGCUGAGGAAGAGGCCAGUCGAUAUCGGCAUCGAGAGGCCGGCAGAAGAAUCCGUCCACAACUAAUCCCGCAGUCUCCUCGAUCAGAUCCCAGAUCGCCUCCCACAGCAGUUCCUGAUUGCGAAAUAUUAGAGCCAAAAACUAUUCAAAGAAUCCUUGAAAUGCAACUAGCUUUAGAGAAAAGUUUAUCGUGUCUCGACAGUACUCCAUCAUCCAUUGGUGUCAAUCAAAAAACCCAGUCACCACAAGAUCUUAUCACUAGUUAUUCAGAAGGUUGCCAAACCGACACAGUUUUAGUGCACGAUGUAAUGACUGAUACUAGGAAGAUAACCCUAGACUCAAUCGUACAAAGCACUAUUGAUAUUUUAGAAAUGUAUACCCAAACCGAAGUUGUAUUUAUGAAAAAUAAGUAUAUGCAGACCGAAUUUAUGGGAAUAAAUAAUUUUGUGCAAACUGAAAGACAGAAAUUAAGGAAUGCUAGUAUACAGACAGCAGCGAAGCUUUACAGUGAUAAAAGCCUUCAAGCUGUUAAUACCAGUAGAGAAUUUGUUGACGCUAGUACAGAAACUGAUAUUGAUAACGAUGAUAACAUAUCUGAGAAAUAUCUGCAAAUGGAUACAUUAGAAGUCCAUAGAGACUUUGAAAAAGACAAAUCUGAAAGCCCUCCCCUCACUCCAGAUAAAACUCCUGAAUCUCGAUCUCCUUUCACUUCACCUUUCAUAUCAUUGUUUAGUCCGUUGGCUGUAAGAAUCCCAAACAUAGGUCGUAAGCUGUCGCCAACACCUCCAUCAAAUAAACUUAGUAUCGAUAUUAAUGAAAAAGACGGCAAAACUGAUGAUGAAGAUCCAACUGAACUACGACUGUUACUUGAACUUAAUGAACAGGAAGCAGCCGUUUUGCGACGUAAAGUUGAAGAAGUCGAACAGGAAAAAGAAACUUUGAAAAAGCAAGUCAAAGAGCUUACGGAUAAAAUAGCUAGCCAGCCUAAAACUAAUUCGACUGUCACACUUCGUCGAGCGACUAACGCGAAGAGUAACAAUUUGGCAGAGGAAAAAGUUAAAGUGUUAGAAGAUGAGAUAGAUGAGGUCAGAAAAAAACUGAUUGAAAAAGAACGGGACUGCGAAAGGUUACACGCUGAACUCAGUCUAGCACAGAAGAAGCCAAAAGUUUCCCUUAUAAAGAGCAAAUCACUCGACGGUGAGCAACAAAAUGUCGACUUGAAAAGACAGCUUCAAGUAAUUGAACAAGAAGCCAAUGUCCUUCGAACUAAAACGCAAAGUUUGGAAGCUGACAACGAAAAGCUUCAAGCAGAAAACAAGAAAUUGCAGUUAUUGAAAAAUGCCAAGACUUUAAAAUCGGACAAGUCCAUCGAACAGAGUGCAACCAAAAUAACCCAAUUAGAAAAUGAAUUGAAGGAAGCCUUAGCUAAACUAAAAGAAUUAGAGAACAAUAACAAUGAUAAGACCGAGAAGAAAGUUCGAUUUGGCGGAGAAAUCAAUAACAAGAAGGAUGCCGAUGCCUUGAAAACAAAACAGGAAGAACUAGAUAAAUUAAAAUUAAACUUUAAUAAGCUCGAAAAAGAAAAGGUCCAGUUGCAAGUAGCAUUGAAAUCAUUAAAAGAAGAUGCUAUCAAAACGUUUAAACCAAGAAUCCCUAAGAAAAUCACAGAUUUAACAACGAAACUCCAAAUGAAACGAAUGGUCGAGGAUCUGGAAAACGAAAUUGGUGAAAUGUAUGUAAUCAUGAAGAACGCUGGACUGUCAGGAACAGAAAUUAACACCAGAACUCAAAUGGAAAAAGAUAUAGAAGACAUAAGAUCGAAAUUAUCCAGAACAGACUCUGAGUUCACAAAUGAGAAAAACAAAUUACAAACUGAAAUUGCUAAAUUAAAAGACCUUAACAAAAAGUUAGAAACUGAUAAAACAGAUAUAAAUAACAAACUAAAAACACUAGAAAAAGACAAUAGUAGUAUAUCUAACCAGUACAAAACACUUCAAGAAGAUAAAAAGAAUUUGGAAAGUCAAAUAAGUAAACUUAAUUCUGAAAUUAAAAAUUCUUCGACAUUACAGACAACUAUGUCUGACUGUAUGAAGAAAAUCGAGGAACUCAAGCAGGAAAUGGAUGUUAAAGAUAAAGAAAUAGAAAAAUUAAAGAAGCAAGUUGAAAUUGUAAAUAAACUAGAACAAGACAAACAAAAAUUGCUCAAGGAAAUUGGAGAUAAGGCUAAAAAAAUAGGUGAGUUAGAAAAGAAGCUUAAAGAAGCCGAUGACAAAUGCAGACGGCUCGAAAAGCAGCUCGCCACUCGUAAAGACAAAGUUACUAAAUUAGAAAAAGAGCUUUCACAAGAGAAAGAGCAAGCAGAAGCCUUAGCCAACAACCACCGACGUAUAUCAAUAGAUUUCACUAGUGAGAAAGACCAAAUGCAAUCGCAGCUCAUUAAAUCUGAAAGCAAACUGAUCACAUUAGAAACAGACCUCAGAGAAAUGAAAUCUGAUUACGAAAGUAAAAUAACAAACUUGGAAUCAACGAUAGCUGCCAAAGAUAUUCAUAUUAAGCAACUGGAAGAUGCUCUACGAGAUACAUCGAACCAGAAAUACGAUGAAGCCAUAUCGUCUGUUGAAAUGGCACAAAUUCAAGAUAAGCUAGAAAGAACAACGAAAGAGCUUGAAGAAAAGCAGAAGGAAUUAGCUGACGCUAAAUCUGAACUGAAUAAGACUGAAAAUGAGUUAUCAACUGUAAAUUCAGAAAUUACGCAAUUGAAAUCGAGCAUAUCAAAGUUGGAAAUAGAUAAAAAAGAACUGGAGAACAAAUUGCAAACAGAAAAGAAAGAAUCUAGUUACUGGGAGAGUAAGGCUUCGGAAUUGGAAACCGAUCUACAGGCUGAACGCAAGAAACUGGAGCGUAUGCGUACAGCUCACGACAGAGACACUAAGAACAAAGAAGCAGAGCUAGCUACUCUGAAGGGUAAACUGAAACUGCUGGAACAAUCGUCCGGAGCCGGCAUUAAAAAGAUUUCAGAUCUCAAACAGGAGUACGAAGAAACUAUCAAAAAACUGGAACACUCACUGGCAGUCGAAAAGGCAGAGUAUGAGGAGUUGACGGGUAAAUACGAAAUAUUAGAAGAGGAACAUGUAGUAACUAAAGCAAGGCUGACAGUGGAAAAGGAGCAAGCGCAGGGUGAACUAAUACACGUGCAGAAGGAAUUAAGCGCAGCAUUGGGUGAAAUAAAAACUAUCCAAGAUAAUUUCGAGACACAAUCUUCGGCAUGGAACAAGGAAAAGACUGAACUUCAGAAUUCAAUAUCAUCUCUACAAGACCGAUUGUGUGGCGGCGGUUGGGAAGUGGAGCGCGCGCGUCUUAACGCUAAACUUGAACAACGGGAGCGUGAACUGCGCACUGCACACGACCAGCGAGACGUUCUACAACAUCAUCAUGACAUGACGAAGAAAGAAUUGGAGGAAGCUAGAAAGAAAUUCGAAGACUACGAGAGGGUAUCAAAGGUCCAGAGGACAUUGACGACUGAAAAUGCAGAAUUAGAACGGGAAUUGUCUUCUCUGAACACAAGGCUUGAACAGGCUGAUGUAUCGAGGAAGAAUGAAUUGGCUGAAAUGAAGCUUCGGUACGAAGGACAAAUGAGCUCUAUGAGAGAUGAACUCAAAUCAUUGCAUAACCAGGUAUCAAGGUUCAGAAGAGAGAGGGAUAACUACAAGCAAAUGCUAGACGCUGCUCAAAAGACUAUGGCUGAAAUUAAAAACGGUGACAAGAAUACCAGAACACCUAGACACUCCAUAUCUAGCACCGAUGAAGAAGAGUACCGCAAUAAAGUGGCGACUCUGGAACAACAGACAGCCUGCCUAGAGGAUGAGUUGUGUGAAGCGCGACUCCUAGCCUCCAAGCUUAACACAGAGCUUGUCAGCGAACGAUCGGCCGCUGAAGUACGACUUGCCGAAAUGCAGUCUAGACUUAACGAGUAUGAGGAAGAACGGUUGCUGACAUCAGGUAGAGCUCGUGUAGCUGGGCUGGCCACUCGUAUGGAGCUGGCCUGGCACAAGGAGCGCGAUGAACAACAACGGUUACUGCAGGAAACAUCUACGCUAGCCAGGGACCUCAGACAAACACUCUUCGAGAUUGAACGAGAAAGAGAAAAGGAGAGGUUAGAUAUGAAGAGAAGAAUAGAUCAACUAAAAAGAACAACGGAGGAGGAGACUGAAGAAGCUAAGAAAAAGGUCACGGAACUACAAUGCGACCUGUUGGAGUUACGCGAUGCACACGCUAAGCUGCGCACGGCGAACGAAAAGUUACGUCGCGAUAAAGAUAGGCACGACCGAGACCGCGACCAGAACAAACUCCUUGUUGGAUCUCUAAAACGUGCACAGCAGGAGGAUGACAGGAUAAUCACACAGCUGCUGGAAACUAUAGACGACUUAAUGAAGCAGAGCCCUGACCUAUUCCGCAACGAAACACCUGUGAAACCCGAAAAGAAUUUGGUGACACCUACGCCACCGCGAAGGAAUAGGUCGUCCAAGUCCCGGUCCCGCUCGGCCACGCCGGAGGGCGGCGGCGGCGCGGAGGCGGCGGGCACGGCGGCGCGCCUGCGACGCCUCACCGACGAGCUGCGCGCCUCGCGCAUCGCCGAGCGGCAGCGGCGCCAUCAGGCCACGGCCCGCCGAGCGAUGUCAACGGAGCCCCGCGACACGCUGUCUGUCUCCCCAGCAACCAGAACGCCUUCUCGUGCACCAUCACUCAAAAAACGGUCUAUAUCACUAGAGCAGACUACUAAAGACCAGAGCUUGAUAUGGAAGUCUGUAGACGAAAGCAGCGUAUCUUCAAUGCAGUCAUUAGACGGCGACGCAGACAACCGACUAUUUACCAUGCAACGUGACGCUAGUCUUGACAGUCGAUUGUCCGGUGGAUCAGCCCAAAGCGAAGUGCUGCCUACAGAAAAGAAGAAAAAGAAGAGCAUCUUCGGCAAAUUCAAGAAACUGACCAAAUCCCGAUCCAUCGACGAUCAAGUACACGACAGUACAGAACAUGUUGAGUUCAGACCUAUUGGUACAGUUUCUCAGGGUUCAGAUUCAGAUAUGAGCGCAGCGGGAAGUAAACGGGACUUACGCGGCCGUCUCUCGGACAUGUUUAGCCGAAGAGGACAAAUGUCUCGAGGCAACAGCAAGGAGUUAAGCCCGGAGCGGCCGGCGAGUGCGAUGGGCAACAUGGUGAGCGCGUCAUCUCGGCCGCCGCUACGAAACGCAAGCAGUUCUACUCUGACUCGGGCAUCGCCAGCUAAACCGAACGAAAUACCAAGGCCGGCGAGUGCAACGCCUGCGGCAAAGAGGAAAGGGAAAUAACUGAUACUAUAAAGAUUUCGCUUCAUUAUAGUGUAUUUAUCCAUUUUCCUAUGAUUUUUCCACAUAGCUUGUAAUAUCACAAUACAUAUCAAUAAAAUAAAUUAUGCUGUAUAACUAUCGAUAUGAGACACCGACCAGUCGGCGAGGGUAGCUGUAUAUUUAAGUACUUCCAGAAGCAUUGGAGAACUCAGCCUGGCUAUCGAUAGUUAUGCAAGUCAAGAUUUCCGCCGUCACAGUAUAGUAAUGCGAACCGUGACGUAACCCUUAUUCCUUACGUCCUUAGUUCCCUGGUAAGCAUCACGUUAGUCGCUUCCUGACGCGUGCUACUUGACGUCAAGAAAACGAUUAGCAUUGCUAAUGUUUUAGUUAUGUACUUUGUAACUUUAUAAUAAAGCUGUUGAAUCAAA
This is a messenger RNA of Trichoplusia ni (cabbage looper), 8482 nucleotides long. RefSeq names its product myosin-2 heavy chain. Bases 954 to 8075 code for a protein of 2373 amino acids. The transcript is spliced from 41 exons. NCBI's taxonomy places the organism in Eukaryota, Metazoa, Arthropoda, Insecta, Lepidoptera, Noctuidae. The record is from RefSeq and is a predicted model, not a curated record.